Molecule: messenger RNA, 768 nt
Organism: Lathyrus sativus (Indian pea)
Lineage: Eukaryota; Viridiplantae; Streptophyta; Magnoliopsida; Fabales; Fabaceae
Source: the annotation of a GenBank genome assembly
AUGGAUUUCAUACAUGUACCUCACAACUUGUAUCAGAUUAUUCUUAUGAUUGUAAAUCUUGGGCUUCAACUACUAUGGUACUUUCUGCAAAUCAUUAUCAGCACAUGGUAUUACAUAUCAGCCGUGGUUAAUUUGUUUGAAAGCUAUUUCAUCUCUUAUGGAGUAUUGAAAAAAUACAAGUCUCUUCGUAUAGGAAAGCUUCGGUACCUUGCCAUUGUCAUAGAGAGUGAAGAUGCUUAUCAAACUUCAAAGGUUGUUAAACUUUUGCAGUGGCUGGACUCAAUUGGUGUUAAAAAUAUAUGCCUCUAUGACAUGAAUGGAGUGUUGAAAAAGUCAAAGGUGGCCAUAUUUCAAGAAAUGAAGAAUGCAAAAUCCAUAGAGGAAGUUAAUGAAGCUGUGACACACCAUGUAUCAGAUCACAUGACCCUAGAAUUUGUUUCUUAUGUUGAUGGGAAGGAAGCAGUGGCCAAAGCAGCUAACUUGAUUUUUGUUGAGAAUUUGAAACGACAUAAUUUUGGUGGAGAACUGGAUUGCCAGAUACCGUUAGAGUCUCACCUGAAUCAGGCGCUGCAAAUUGUUGGUUGCAAAGGCCCUGAACCUGACCUUUUACUGGUUUAUGGCCCUGUUAGGAGCCAUCUUGGUUUUCCUGCAUGGAGAAUUCGGUAUACAGAGAUAGUGCAUAUGGGAUCACUGAACUUCAUGAGACACGGUUCCUUAAUUAAAGCCAUUUACAACUUCAUAAAAGUGCAUCAAAAUUAUGGUACAUAG